Colletotrichum truncatum is the source of this 1320-nucleotide messenger RNA. RefSeq names its product Sterol uptake control protein 2-like protein 1. Gene Ontology annotation, biological process: regulation of transcription by RNA polymerase II. Gene Ontology annotation, molecular function: zinc ion binding; DNA-binding transcription activator activity, RNA polymerase II-specific. The record is from RefSeq and is a predicted model, not a curated record. NCBI's taxonomy places the organism in Eukaryota, Fungi, Ascomycota, Sordariomycetes, Glomerellales, Glomerellaceae.
AUGAGUCCUAUUCGUUCCACAUCGCCACCGGAGGAGCGGCCAGAGCGACCUCCGUCUAAGAGACGAAGGCCACACAGAAAGUCGCGCACAGGAUGCCUCGAUUGCCGCAAACGCCGAGUUAAGUGCAGCGAAGAGCGGCCGAGCUGUCGCUCUUGUAUCCGGCGGGAAGUUGUGUGUGAAUAUCCCGAGGAAGCACAGGCCGUUGACAAAGACGUGUCACAAGCGCCCGAAGUCCUGCAUGAAGUCUCACCAUCCUUUUCUUUACCUAUGCCACGACUCAGUCGAGAACAAACCCGCGUAAUUCCUUUGUAUACUCCAGUAUCAACUCCAGGAACGGUCUCAGGUGCAUCGCAAACAUCGGCCCAGUUUCCCGCAGAAUUCGGCAUUAGGGAUCUUGCAUUACUGCACCACUGGACUAUGUCAACCAGCGUUGACAUCUACAAAACACCUGACGUCGAUGUGCUAUGGCAGGUGACCAUUCCACAUAUCGGCUUUCAGCAUCCGUUUGUGGCGCACGCCAUUAUAAGCCUGGCGGCUCUGCACAUGGCUUACAUCAGUGGUUACAGCAACAGCUCAUAUGUUACAGAGGCAACGCAGCAUCACGAGAAAGCUCUGGCUGGGUUCCAUGAGAUUAUACAGAACUUCACGAGUGAGAAGAGCGAGGCCGUGCUCGCUUGGUCACUUCUCAACGUAUUAUAUGUUUUCAGUAUCUCAAGAGAGCUUUCUAGCAACGCUGAACGAGACACGCCACGUCUUCGAAAAGACCGAUUAUUAGGUGUCGAGUGGAUUCCAAUGAUACGUGGUGUUGAUGCCGUCCUUGCCCCGCAUUACGACUUUAUACGGAGCGGACGGAUGAGUUCUAUAGUGACCCUCGGAAACUGGGACGAACUAGAACCUGAUAAGAUCGCCUCUACGCCAGUGGACAAGGAGCUCUGCCGAACACGAGACUCGUGGAAGAACAGCAGCGACGGUGAAGUUUAUGAACAAACUCUUCGAUAUUUGAGGAAGUGCUACAUGUACAUGUCGCAGUUUGAGACAAUUGAUGGCCAGGCACUUGAGCAAUGGGGAUGUAAUCGGGCAUGGGCUGCACCCAUGGCAUUUAUACAUUUUGCACCCCAGCAGUAUUUUACACUGCUCCAUCAACGGCAACCCCCUGCACUGGUACUUUUUUCUUUCUUUGGUGCACUUUUGCAUACUCUAAAUGAAAUUUGGUUUCUCGAGGGAUGGGGCAAGGAUAUCGUAGAAGUAGUGGAUGAAUUACUGGGGAGUUUUUGGAGAUCUUGGAUCUCCUGGCCGCUGCAUAUUGUGGGUAUAGAAUAA